UUUAAAUGAAAAAAAAAAAUUAAAAAUAGCAUUUGUUGUAUUCUACAAAAGAUCAAAGUAAGAAUGUUUAAAAUAUUAACGAUUAAAAAUGAAGAUAAAAAUAACUCAGCAACUGGAACAUCAAUUUAUUCCCACUACUCAAAUAUUGAAUAUAAAAAUUUCUUUGCAAAUUUAAUAGUCUUCAGUUGAAUAAAAAUAUGCCAACAGCAUCACUGACCUAAAAUAAAUACCAAAAAUAAACAAAUAUAAAAUGUUAUUGAAAAAAUUAUCUACAAUAUUAUCAAGAAGUUUUCAUACAAGUGUAAUUUCAAGGUCAUCAGUUAAGCUGGCAUACAAAUUACACGAUGUGGAUUCAUCAAAAGACAAGCUGCCAAUUGUCAUAAUGGAUGGACUUCUUGGAUUCAAAGAAAAUUGGCAAUACAUUGGUCAUAAAUUGAGUGAAAAUACAAAAAGAAAAGUCAUCACAAUUGACACGAGAAAUCAUGGUGAGUCACCAACAACAGAAGUGAUGACAUACAAAUUGUUGGCUGAUGAUAUUAAGAGUCUGUUAUCACAUCUUGGCUAUGAAAAAACUGUGCUUGUUGGUUGGAGUCUUGGUGGAUCAACAAUGAUGCUCAGAACACUCUGUGAACCAUCAUCUGUUGAAAAGCUAAUUGUCAUUGACAUAUCACCAGUUAGAAUUCCUCCACUAGUUUAUACAUUUCCAGCUGUGUUUAAUUAUCUAAAAGAUUACGAUUUUUCUGGUUCUAAAAAUCAACAGGAUGCUGUUGAUAAGCUUGAUGUUUAUUUGGCAAAGAGAAUUAAUAAUCCAGCAACAAGAGAUUGGAUAACAAGUGGUGUUGUUGAAAAAAAUAAUGGAAUGUUUGGAUUUAAAUUUAAUCUUGAAUUGAUUAUUAAAAAUUUUGAAGCAAAUCUUGGUGAUUAUAUAAGUGCCAUUGAUGAGAAUAAAGCUGUUGAUAAAUUUGAAGGUCAAACACUUUUUAUUGGUGGUUCAUUUAGUCAUUAUAUUCCAACAGAAGAUCAUGAUAAAAUUAAAUGUAUUUUUCCAAAUUGUCAAUUUAGAUAUAUUGAAGGUGUUGGACAUUUUGUACCACGUAAUAAACCACGUGAAGUUGUUCAACUUGUAACUGAGUUUAUAAAUAAAUAAAUUUAUUAAUUUUUG
Molecule: messenger RNA, 1162 nt
Organism: Aphidius gifuensis
Lineage: Eukaryota; Metazoa; Arthropoda; Insecta; Hymenoptera; Braconidae
Product: protein ABHD11-like
Exons: 1
Coding region: 251-1147 (298 amino acids)
Cellular component (GO): mitochondrion
Source: RefSeq, a predicted model, not a curated record